CAGAAGGUAUGGUGCCAACUCAUCACUCAAACGACCAGUCGUAUAUAAAAAGAGAUGAGCUGUUUUCGAUUGAUAGUUAAUCUGUUCGCCAAUAAGCAGUGGCAAUGAAGUCAGGCGAACGAGAUGUUGCUUGCAGCAGCUCGAAAAGUGAUGCAGCUUUUGAUGCUGAUGCUAUUCUCGUUCAUCUAGGCAGUACCGGUUGGUUUCAGUUUCGAUUUUUCAUCUGUCUCGCUUACGCUGUCCUUUUUCCAACGGCCACCAUUCUUGUCUUCAAUUUUACGGGGGCCACGCCGGCUCACAGAUGUUUUGUAGAUGGUUGUGACGAUAGUAUUAGUCCACAAUAUUUGGCGGAAUGGAUGGAUGCAACUGUCAUUAUGGACCUGCAUAGUAACGCGAAAUGGCAAUGUGAAUUUCCCAAGUUCGCCAUUUUGUCCGACUGUGCCAACAUCACCACCAACGAUGUCUGCAAUGGCUGGAUUUUCGAUAAAUCCAUUUUCACUAGCACAAUUGUAACUGAUUUUCUUUUAGUUUGCAAAGAUUCUUGGAAACCCACGUUUGUUUCUUCUCUUACGAUGGGAGGCAUUAUGGUCGGUGCAUUUUUUCUCGGGCCUUUACCAGACAUAAUUGGACGCCGUAAAUCUGUUUUAAUUUUGAGUGUAUGGAUGAGUGUGUUUGGCAUUGGAUUAUCAUUCUCACGUAACUACGAAGAAUUUGCCCUACUUCGCUUUCUUAACGGUAUGGGUUGUAUUGCUCUUAUGCAAGCUCUGGCAAUUUGGGGUGUAGAAGCCAUGGCAUCAAAAGUGCGGGUCAAAUUCAUCUUCGUUAUUUACUGUUUCCAGUCGCUAGGUAAUUUGUUGACCGGUCUGCUGGCCUACCUUGUUCGCGACUGGGUUACGUUACAACUCUAUCUUUUCGUCCCGAUGACUGUGACCGUCACUUACUUCUUUGUGCUUCCGGAAUCAACUCGAUGGCUGACUGUCAAGAAAAGGUACGACGAAGCCAAGAAGAUCUAUGAGCGAGCAGCCCUGCUUAAUAACAGGGAAAUACCUCCGCAUUUGUUGCUGAUUCCGGUGGCUGAUCCACUGGAAUGUCUUGCAGUAGGAGGCAGUAGUCCUUCGUAUAAUAGUCCGGAAGACGCUAGCCCCUGGAUAUCCAUAUGGCAUAUUUUUAAAACACCCUGUUUGCUGAAGCGAUUGCUGAUCCUCUUUUGUACCUGGGCGUCUGCUAUGUUGUCUUAUUACGGUCUGUCCUAUUCAGCUUCGAACCUGUCUAAUGAUGUUCAUCUUAACUUUAUAUUGACCAUAUUAGUAGAGAUUCCUGCCUAUGUGAUUGGCAUGUUUGCAGUGGAUUUACUAGGACGAAGGUCGGUUAUCAACAUAACUUUAAUGCUUGGAGGAACAUCCUGUCUCCUAGCCGGUCUCGUGCCACAUGAUCAUUACGAAUUAAUUGUGGGCUUCUCGCUGGUCGGCAAGUUCUUUAUUUCGAUGCAGCUUGUGACAGUUAACGUGAUUACUGCUGAAUUAUUUCCUACUGCUUCGCGGGGCCUCACCAUCGGACUGUGUUCGACGAUGGGAAAAAUGGGCGGAAUCUUUGCUCCAAUUAUGUCUGCAAUGGGUGCAGCAGACAGUAGCCUUCCUUACGUUCUUUUCGGAGGCAUAAAUCUCACUGUCGGAAUGCUGAGUUUAAUGCUACCAGAGACAAAAAAUCUUCCGAUACCAGCAACCAUUCAGGACGCCAAAGACAGGGAACUAAAAACACUUGAUCCAUUCGGAUGCAUCCGUAAAAGGCAACAACAAAGUACGAUCGCAUUGAAUACGAGUACUAAUUCCAUCUGACAACCCCGCUACCCCAUGCCCCCAAUACGUAAUGUAAAAACUAUAUAGCUCUUCGCAUCGCUUGUUUUUAGUUUCCGUUCUCCAGUUAUUUUGAAGUACGUCAAAAUGUUAAUCGUUUAUAGGUUAAAAAUGUUUGACCUAAUAGAAAAUGGAUUGAUUGCUUAUAAGGAAUCACGAGUGGCACUCUUAAUUGCUUGCCCUGACAUGCUUCCGUGGUUGCAGUGCCAAGAUCCUUAUUAAAUAUUAAGUAGGAAGUGCGAGGUGGCCGGUAGCAAUAGUGUAACAAAAGUACGCGCAUGUCUCUCCAAACUACUAUU
Messenger RNA from Daphnia carinata, 2152 nucleotides. RefSeq names its product solute carrier family 22 member 4-like. Gene Ontology annotation, molecular function: transmembrane transporter activity. Lineage: Eukaryota; Metazoa; Arthropoda; Branchiopoda; Diplostraca; Daphniidae. Gene Ontology annotation, biological process: transmembrane transport. The record is from RefSeq and is a predicted model, not a curated record. Gene Ontology annotation, cellular component: membrane.